ACGAUUUACGACCCGCUUACGACUUUACACUCAAGCACACUUCAUUCUCUGAUCUACCAAAUUCACGACUCUUACACACACAUUUCUCAUCAUGUCUCUCGCCGCCGCUAAGCAAGACAUCCGCGACCGUCCGGCUCUCGACGGGGUCACCGAGCCCGUCAACCGCGACCAGAAGAACGCCGACAUCGAUCGCAAGCUCCACCUCUACGGCGUCGCCACCGCCCUCCGCGAGUCGCGUCUCCCCGCCAACGACCAGAUCGACGCUGCGCUCGAGUAUGCGCUGAACCAUUCCCCCGUUGAGACCGACCAGCUCUCCGAGUCCGGUCAGGUCCUCAUCCAAGACACCCGCCAGGUCAUCGACACCAUGCGCGCGAUCGUCCGCGAGAAGAAUGCGGACGAGCUCUUGCAGAACUUCGUCUGGCACACCCGCCAGACCGACACCGAGCGCGCGAAGAAGGAUCCGAACGAGGUGCUCCCUGUCGGCCAGGACAAGGUCCAGAACGACGCGAGCCUAGCUGCCCAGCACCUCCGUACCCUCGCGACGCUGGUCAUCACCAACGCCGAGGCGCGCAAGCUGCUCUCCGACUUUGGCGUGAUCGGCCGCGAUCUCCUCGCGCGCGGUGCGGGCAAGGUCGCCGAGAUGUCCCGCCCCGACGAGGACGCGCUUCGUCGCGUCGACGAGCCCGGUCCCGACCACCACUUCGUCACCGAGGGUGGAAGGAACGCUGGCACCGGUGAGACUCCGGUCCCUGAAGUACAGGUCCCUGGCACUGGUCACCGUGUCGUGCAGGACCCGCGCAACGAGGUCGGCCAAGGCACCGCUAUCAAAACUGAGAGCGGCGAGCAAUACCGCGGCGACGAAGCUGCAGACAUCGCCGCUCAGAGGGCCAACGAGGCCAAGCAACGCGCACGGGCUGAAGCUCAGGCUCAGCGUGACGACGUCCAACAGAAUGUCGUCGAGGACGACGCCGAUCCUGAAGUUAAGAAGGGUCGUUUCCAGGACAAGUUGUCCGCCGCGAGGGACAACGUUCUUGGCCGUGUUCCUCAGGAGCACCGGGACAAGGCGAACGAGCACAAGGACCGCGCCCGUCAGUUCCUAAGCGAUGAAUACUUCCCGCAAGAGCGCCGCGACCAGCUCAUCUACCGGUUGAAGAAGGUCGUGAUCGAGUGCCAGAAUCACAAGGACUACCAGGACGCGAUCCGCUGGCUCCUCGACACGGGCUCCGAGUACGUCGGCCAUGGCCGCGUCGUCGCCGACCACGGCAAAGACUCGCACCAGCAGCUCACGUCGGACGACAACCUUCGUCAAGCGUGGUCCGAGUUGCGCACGCUCCUGGAGCGCUUCGCCAACGGCGCGAGCCUCGACAUCAUUGCGAACGCUGUGCAGGCUCUCUACGAGGACUCGCGUAGUGACGAGGGCCUCCGCCAAUGGUUCAACGAGGUGAACGGGUUUGCUCGCCAGUGCCUCAUGGAGCCUGGCUACAUCCUCGACGACCAGGCGAACAACCGCGGGAACCAAUUGCGUGACACUGGUCGACAGUACUACGACGACAAGUACAACGAGCACUUCAACAACCUCUGGAACAGCUUCGCAGACUGGGGCAACGCGUGGACGCAGGACCCGCUCAACCGGCGGUUCGGCCAGGACUGGCAGCGCCUCGCGAAGGACCUCCUGUUCGAUAGCGAGGGGAGCCUCAAGUACAAGCCGGAGCUGUGGCGCGAUAUCCGCAAGGUCAUCGUGCCGGGCUUGGUCGCGAACGUCGGGUACGUGCCGAUCCCACGCAUCGAGUACACGGACGACUCGCUCGACCUCGUGCUCGAGAACUUGGCGCUGUCGGGCAAGAACAUCUUCCCGAACGUCAUCAGCUUCGAGGCGCACAACUAUAUGAAGUUCUCGCCGUACGACGCCAUCAACGACGAGCAACACCACGACUUCACGCUCACGCUUGGUCACAUCCAAGCCGACUUGCGCGACGUCGCGUUCUACUACCGUCGCAAGAGCGGCUUCCCGAAGAUGACCGAUCAGGGCCUCGCCGACGUCCUCCUCGGCGGCACCGGUCUCACCGUCACCGCUCGCCUCGCCACUUCGCACGACCCGACAUCCGUCUUCACGGUCAAGGACGUGCAGGUGAAGGUCGACACGCUGAAGUUCGCGGUGCGCGACUCUAAGCACGACGCGCUGUACAAGGCCAUCGCGCCGCUCGCGACGAACCUCGUCAAGAAGCAGCUGCAGCGCGCGCUCGGCGGCGCCGUGCACACCGCGCUCGAGUACGUCGACGGCGAGCUCGCCGCGGUACGCGACCAGAUGCAAGAGGCAAAGGGGAGCGAGGACGGCAACCGGCUGCAGGUUCUUAAAGACCAGGUCGCGCAGAAGAAGCAGGCCGCGCAGGGCAAGGCGGGCGAGGCGGACAAGAAGACGGGAGAGUUCAAGAUCGUCGCGCAACCCGGUGCGGAGUUGCUGCCUGAGCAUGGCCACCCCGACGGCUGGGUGAAGCGUGCGGGCGAGCGCGUCGCCGCGGCGAAGAGCGGCGAGGAGUGGAGGAGUGAUGCGUACACUGUCGUCUAGGUUGGUGAAAGCCUCCCGUCUCCGUUCGUACCUGCCUAGAAAAAGGUUGCCCUCGUAUGCUGUUACUCCUCCUUGUACUACAUAUGCCUUUGUAGCGCUGAGAUAUCUGUAUCGUUACUUUCCUUGAUGUAAUACGCUUCUAAUCGACUGUUCACUC
Molecule: messenger RNA, 2723 nt
Organism: Fomitopsis serialis
Lineage: Eukaryota; Fungi; Basidiomycota; Agaricomycetes; Polyporales; Fomitopsidaceae
Exons: 5
Coding region: 92-2566 (824 amino acids)
Molecular function (GO): lipid binding
Source: RefSeq, a predicted model, not a curated record